CGCUCCUCUCCCUCCGCAGCAAGUAACGAAAAACCAAAAACCCAAAAACCCAAAAAAAAAAUAGAAGAUCGAAAAUACUUACCCUAGGUAUAUUUUUUAUCCCUAAUCCUACCUAUAUUCUCUAGUUUUCUUUGAAAGGAGAGUGAUGGCGGUGGCGGCAGCGGUUGCGGCUUCGGCUUCGGCUACAGUAAACGCAUCUUCAGUGCCUUUUACGCCUACUCCGGCUGUUGCUGCUGUGACAGGCGGUGUUGGGCCGUUUGUGAAUGCGUCACUCUACGUGGGAGAUCUGGAGCAUAAUGUGAAUGAGGGCCAAUUGUAUGACCUGUUUAGCCAGGUGGCCCAGGUCGUGUCUGUUAGAGUUUGUAGGGAUCAGGCGAAGCGAUCCUCACUCGGUUAUGCUUAUGUUAAUUUCAGUAAUCCCCAAGACGCUGCAAAUGCUAUGGAGGCUCUGAAUUUCACUCCUUUGAAUGGCAAAACUAUCAGGAUUAUGUUUUCUCAUCGAGAUCCUAGCAUUAGAAAAAGUGGAUAUGCCAAUGUUUUCAUCAAGAACCUGGACACGUCACUUGAUAACAAGGCAUUGCAUGACACUUUUGCUGUCUUUGGGAGAGUCCUUUCUUGCAAGGUAGCUUUUGAUAGCAACGGUCAAUCAAAAGGGUAUGGUUUUGUACAGUUUGAAAAUGAGGAUGCUGCACAAAGUGCAAUCAAACGGUUGAAUGGUAUGUUGAUAAAUGAUAAACAAGUUUAUGUUGGACUUUUUGUUCGACGUCAAGAAAGAAUUCGGGCUAAUGGAUCACCAAAGUUUACUAAUGUUUAUGUUAAGAACUUGUCUGAGACAACAACUGAUGAGGACCUUAAGAAAAUUUUUGGCGCUUAUGGUACCAUCACCAGUGCAGUUGUUAUGAAGGACCAAAAUGGGAAAUCCAGGUGUUUUGGUUUUGUGAACUUUCAGAACCCAGAUUCUGCUGCUGCAGCUGCUGAGAAGCUGAAUGGGGCCACCAUCAAUGAUGACAAAGUUUGGUAUGUUGGGAGGGCCCAAAGGAAAGCAGAGAGGGAGUCAGAGUUGAAAGCCAAGUUUGAGCAGGAAAGAAUUCGUAGAUAUGAAAAACUAAAAGGUGCAAAUUUGUAUCUGAAAAAUCUUGAUGAAAGUAUUAAUGAUGAAAAGCUGAAAGAAUUAUUUGCUGAGUUUGGGUCUAUAACAUCAUGCAAGGUCAUGCUUGAUCACCAAGGGCAGAGUAAGGGCUCUGGUUUUGUUGCCUUUUCUACACCUGAGGAAGCUUCAAAAGCUUUGAACGAAUUCAACGGAAAGAUGAUUGAAAGGAAACCUCUUUAUGUUGCUGUUGCCCAACGCAAAGAAGAAAGGAAGGCUCGACUACAGGCACAUUUUGCUCAACUUCGAGCUCCUGGCGGAAUAUCAUCAUUGCCUUCUGGAAUUCCUGGAUACCAUCCAGGGGCACCAAGGCUUGCACCACAGCAGCUUUACUUUGGUCAAGGGACUCCUGGUAUGAUACCCCCUCAGCAUGCAGGAUAUGGCUUCCAGCAGCAACUCAUGCCUGGAGUUCGCCCUGGUGUCACUCCAAAUUUUAUGAUGCCGUAUCACCUUCAAAGACAGGGACAACCGGGGCAGCGGAUGGGAGUGCGGCGUGGGGGAAAUCCUCAUCAGAUGCAACAGCAGCAGCUAUUGCACCGUAACAACAAUCAAGGCUUAAGAUACAUGGGCAAUGCAAGAAAUGGCAUAGACUCAUCUUCUGUUCCACAAGGUUUAGUGGGUCCAGUGAUGCCAUUGCCCAUUGAGGUUUCAGGAAAUCCUAUUGAUAUUCAGCAACCUGUUACCAUCUCAACUCUUGCUUCUGCUUUGGCUUCUGCUUCCCCAGACACACGUAAUGAGAUGCUUGGUGACCAUCUUUAUCCGCUCGUGAAGCGUCUUCAGCCAGAUCAUGUGGCGAAGGUGACUGGGAUGUUAUUGGAGAUGGAUCAAACGGAGGUACUACAUCUCAUUGAGUCCCCGGAUGCUCUGAAAAAGAAAGUGGCUGAAGCAAUGCAAGUCCUCCGAGAAGCUAGUGCUUCUGUUGUUGGUGAUCAACUUGGCUCAUUAGGACUGACUGAAUGAACUGUGUCGUAGCCUUAUUCAUGGUUACAAGGUAUUUUAUUUUGUUGGUGUUUUUGAGUCCAUAUUUUUAAUAGGGCUAGCUAGCUCAGUCAUUAUUUUGGUGGUAUCAACUUAAACUAUUUUUCUAGGAUCAAUUUUGUCCAGCAAGGUUAUAUUGCUGAAAUAUUUUAGGCUUUUGAUCUGGAAUUAGAGAGAUUUCAAAAGAUUUUUUAGGCUUUUUAUUGGUCUUUUUUCUGUUUCUUUAGGUUAUUGUUAUGACGUUUCCAUUUAAUGUACUAAAUAUUAGUUGAUGUGACUUGGAUAAUUUUAUUUAUUAUGAUUCUUGUA
This is a messenger RNA of Hevea brasiliensis (rubber tree), 2434 nucleotides long. Its product is annotated as polyadenylate-binding protein 3. Gene Ontology annotation, cellular component: ribonucleoprotein complex. Bases 146 to 2107 code for a protein of 653 amino acids. The record is from RefSeq and is a predicted model, not a curated record. The transcript is spliced from 7 exons. NCBI's taxonomy places the organism in Eukaryota, Viridiplantae, Streptophyta, Magnoliopsida, Malpighiales, Euphorbiaceae. Gene Ontology annotation, molecular function: RNA binding.